CGAAGUGUACGAGUUGGCAAAACUGAGAAGUGAACUUUAGAAAAUAAGGAACUUCUCGUGUCGCUGUAUAUUCCCGUUGGAGUCUUGGCGACAGGAAUGUGUGGAAUAGUCCGCUGAAAUGAAUAAUUGACCCGAAAAGAAGUUUUAGUCGCGAUAUUUUUAUAUAUUUGUCUUUUUUGAAUUUCUAUCGUCCUAUCGCAGAGAAAGAAAAUGGCGUAUACAGGCGAUUCUAAUGCUCCUUUGAAGAUUGUUACCAAAGUACAGUUUGGUAUAUUAGGACCAGAUGAAAUAAGACGGAUGUCUGUUACAGAAGGUGGAAUCAAAUAUUCAGAAACAACAGAAGGUGGUCGACCUAAAUUAUGUGGAUUGAUGGACCCAAGACAAGGUGUCAUAGAUCGACAAUCAAGAUGUCAGACCUGUGCCGGAAACAUGACAGAAUGUCCAGGCCAUUUUGGCCACAUAGAAUUAGCCAAACCUGUGUACCAUGUAGCUUUCAUGACAAAAAUUAUGAAGAUCCUGAGAUGUGUUUGUUUUUAUUGUUCAAAAAUAUUAGCAGACACAUCAAGUCCCAAAAUCAGAGAUAUUUUGUCAAAGUCAAAAGGUUAUCCUAGAAAGAGAUUAGCUCAUGUUUAUGAUUUAUGUAAAGUAAGAAAGAUUUGUGAGGGUGGUGAUGAAAUGGAGAAAGCUGGCCAAGAGGAAGAAAAUGGAGAACCUAAAAAGAGUCAUGGUGGUUGUGGUAGAUGGCAACCUAAGAUAAAGAAAGCAGCACUAGAUUUAAUAGCAGAAUGGAAGAAUGUAAAUGAAGAAUCCCAAGAGAAAAAAAUUACAUUGUCCGCAGAGCGAGUACUAGAAAUAUUUAAACGCAUCUCCGAUGAGGAGUGUCUCAUACUUGGUUUAGAUCCUCGCUUUUCUAGACCUGACUGGAUGAUACUGACCGUAUUUCCUGUCCCUCCAUUGGCCGUAAGACCAGCUGUUGUCAUGUUUGGAUCAGCAAGAAAUCAGGAUGAUUUGACCCACAAACUGGCAGAUAUAAUCAAAGCUAAUAAUCAACUGAACAGAAAUGAACAGAAUGGUGCAGCUGCUCACAUUAUAUUAGAAGAUACAAAGAUGUUACAGUUUCAUUGUGCUACAUUUGUUGAUAAUGAUAUGCCAGGUUUACCCAAGGCUGUUCAAAAAUCAGGUCGUCCACUUAAAUCAAUCAAACAGAGAUUAAAGGGUAAAGAAGGUCGUGUUCGUGGUAAUUUGAUGGGAAAACGUGUUGAUUUCUCUGGUAGAACUGUCAUCACACCUGAUCCUAAUUUACGUAUUGAUCAAGUCGGGGUACCUAAAAGUAUUGCACAGAAUCUCACAUUCCCAGAACUGGUUACACCUUUCAACAUUGAUUUAAUGCAGCAGUUGGUAAAUAGAGGAGCCAAUCAAUAUCCAGGUGCUAAGUAUAUUAUACGAGAUAAUGGUGAAAGAAUAGAUUUACGAUAUCAUCCUAAAGCCAGUGAUCUUCAUUUACAGAUUGGUUAUAAGGUUGAAAGACAUAUGCAGGAUAAUGAUGUUAUUGUGUUCAACCGACAGCCAACACUACAUAAAAUGUCUAUGAUGUGUCAUAAAGUUAAAGUUUUGUCCUGGUCUACGUUUAGAAUGAACUUGAGUGUAACAUCUCCAUACAAUGCUGAUUUUGAUGGUGAUGAAAUGAAUCUACAUUUAGCUCAGUCUUUGGAAACUAAAGCUGAGAUUUUAAAUCUAGCUGCUGUACCUCGGAUGAUUAUUACACCCCAGUCUAACAGACCAGUCAUGGGUAUUGUACAAGAUACAUUGACAGCUGUUAGAAAAAUGACAAAAAGAGAUGUAUUUUUAGACAGGGCUGAGAUGAUGAAACUGGUCAUGUUUUUACCUAUAUGGGAUGGAAGAAUGCCACAACCUGCCAUUUUAAAACCAUCACCAUUAUGGACAGGAAAACAAUUGUUCUCUCUAAUUAUACCUGGUCGUGUAAAUUGUAUCCGUACACACAGUACUCAUCCUGAUGAUGAAGAUAGUGGACCGUAUAAAUGGAUUUCACCUGGAGAUACAAAGGUAUUAAUAGAAGAUGGUGAACUUAUAAGUGGUAUUUUAUGUAAAAAGACACUGGGAACCUCAUCUGGUUCUUUGGCUCAUAUUGUAUUUAUGGAACUGGGUUUUGAGAUUGCUGGAGAACUUUAUGGUAAUAUUCAAACAGUUAUUAAUAACUGGUUACUGAUAGAAGGCCAUAGUAUUGGUAUUGGUGAUACCAUUGCUGAUCCACAGACCUAUAUUGAUAUCCAGGAUGCUAUUAGAAAAGCUAAGGCUGAGGUGAUAGAUGUUAUUGAGAAAGCUCAUAAUGAUGAUUUAGAACCAUCUCCUGGUAAUACUCUACGACAAACAUUUGAAAAUCAAGUCAACAGAAUUCUGAACGAUGCUCGAGACAAGACAGGAGGAAAAGCUCAGAAGUCCUUGUCUGAAUUUAACAACUUCAAAGCUAUGGUAGUAGCUGGAUCCAAAGGAUCUAAAAUUAAUAUCUCACAGGUUAUUGCUUGUGUAGGUCAACAGAACGUUGAGGGUAAACGUAUACCAUUUGGUUUUAAAUAUCGUACCUUACCCCAUUUCAUUAAAGAUGAUUAUGGUCCAGAAUCCAGAGGAUUUGUCGAAAAUUCCUAUCUAGCCGGUUUGACACCAUCUGAGUUCUUCUUUCACGGUAUGGGAGGUAGAGAAGGUCUGAUUGAUACAGCUGUAAAAACUGCUGAAACUGGUUAUAUUCAAAGACGUUUGAUUAAAGCUAUGGAAAGUGUGAUGGUUAAAUACGAUGGUACUGUACGUAAUCAAGUAGAACACAUGGCACAGUUAUUGUAUGGUGAAGACGGUCUAGAUGGUGUUCAUGUAGAAUUCCAGAACAUGACUACACUUAAACCAUCAGAUGCUGCUUUUGAAAAAAGAUUUCAUUUUGAUCCAACAAAUGAAAGAUCUUUACGUCAAAGUUUAGCAGAGGUGAUUGUUAAAGAUCUUGUCAGUGAUUCAGCAUCUUUAGCAGAGAUCGAAAGAGAAUGGGAACAGCUAAGAGAAGAUAGAAAUGCCUUACGACAGAUUUUCCCUACUGGUGAUAGUAAAAUUGUCUUGCCAUGUAAUUUAGAAAGAAUGAUCUGGAAUGCUCAAAAGAUCUUCAGAAUUGAUAAAAGAAAACAAACUGAUCUAUCUCCUGUCAAGGUUAUAGAAGGUGUACGUGAUUUAUGUAAUAGAUUAAAUGUUGUAGCUGGUAGCGAUAGAUUGUCAAUACAAGCCAAUGCCAAUGCUACAAUUCUCAUGAAGAUUCUUAUCAGAUCUACCCUGUGUUGUAAACGUGUUUCUGAAGAAUUCAGAUUGUCCACUGAAGCUUUUGAGUGGCUAAUUGGUGAAAUUGAAGCUAAAUUUCAGCAAGCCCAGGUACAUCCUGGUGAGAUGGUGGGUGCUUUAGGAGCUCAGUCCCUGGGUGAACCUGCCACACAGAUGACAUUGAACACUUUCCAUUAUGCUGGUGUGUCUGCUAAAAAUGUAACCCUUGGUGUACCCAGAUUGAAAGAGGUCAUCAAUGUGUCCAAAAAGCCAAAGACACCAUCACUUACAGUAUAUCUUGUUGGUCAGGCAGCUCGAGAUGCUGAGAAAGCUAAGGAUGUAUUAUGUCGUUUGGAACAUACAACGUUACGUAAAGUAACUGCUAAUACUGCUAUAUAUUAUGACUCAGAUCCUAUGAACACAGUUAUAGCUGAAGACCAGGAAUGGGUCAGUGUUUAUUAUGAAAUGCCAGAUUUUGAUGCAUCAAGAAUUUCAGGAUGGUUAUUACGUAUUGAAUUGGACAGAAAACGUAUGACAGAUAAAAAACUGACCAUGGAACAGAUCUCAGAAAAAAUUACAGCUGGUUUUGGUGAUGACUUGAAUUGUAUAUUCAAUGAUGAUAAUGCUGAAAAGUUGGUAUUGAGAAUACGAAUUAUGAAUUCAGAUGAAAGCAAAUUCCAAGAGGAAGAAGAUGUAGUAGAUAAGAUGGAAGAUGAUGUAUUUUUACGAUGUAUUGAAGCUAAUUUAUUAUCAGACAUGUCUUUACAAGGAAUAGAAGCCAUCUGCAAGGUUUACAUGCAUCUGCCAUCAACUGAUGAUAAGAAGAGAAUACAGAUAACAGAGAAAGGUGAAUUUAAAGCUAUAGCUGAAUGGAUAUUAGAAACUGAUGGUACAGCUUUAAAUAAAGUAUUAAGUGAAAGAGAUGUCGAUCCUGUUAGAACCUACUCUAAUGAUAUCGUAGAAGUCUUUGGAUCCUUAGGUAUAGAAGCUGUACGUAAAGCUAUUGAAAGAGAAAUGAACCAUGUUAUCUCUUUUGAUGGUUCUUAUGUUAACUACCGACAUUUGGCUUUGUUGUGUGAUGUUAUGACGGCUAAAGGUCAUUUAAUGGCUAUCACUCGUCACGGUAUUAACAGACAGGAAACUGGUGCCUUGGCUCGAUGUUCUUUUGAAGAAACGGUUGAUAUUUUGAUGGAAGCUGCUGUACACAGCGAAUUUGAUCCUAUGAAAGGUGUAUCAGAGAAUAUUAUGUUGGGUCAGUUAGCUAAGAUUGGUACUGGUUGUUUUGAACUUCUAUUAGAUGCUGAGAAAUGUAAACAUGGUAUGGAGAUUCCAUCAAAUAUUGAUCAAGGCAUGGGAUUAGGAGGUGCUGGAACAGGAAUAUAUUUUGGUGGUGGUAUUGGUAGUCCUACAGCUGGUAUGACACCACAGAUGACUCCAUGGAAUACAGGUGCUACACCAGCUUAUGCUAGUGUUUGGUCACCAGGUGUUGGUAGUGGUAUGACACCAGGUGCAGCAGGUUUCUCACCAUCAGCUGCUAGUGAAAGUGGUUACAGUCCUGGUUACAGUCCAGCUUGGUCACCACAACCUGGUUCUCCUGGAUCCCCAUCCAGUCCUUACAUUCCAAGUCCUCAUGGAGGUAUGUCACCAAGCUAUUCACCAACAUCUCCAUCCUAUAUGCCAAGUUCUCCAGCCAUGACACCUCAGAGUCCAGGAUAUUCACCUACCAGCCCGUCCUACUCUCCUUCAAGUCCUGGCUACUCUCCUACAUCUCCCAAAUACAGUCCAACAUCUCCUUCAUAUUCCCCAACAAGUCCUUCUUACAGCCCAACAUCUCCAUCUUACUCGCCAACAAGCCCGUCUUAUUCCCCCACAAGUCCAUCAUAUAGCCCUACUAGUCCAUCUUAUUCUCCAACAUCUCCCUCCUACUCUCCAACAAGUCCUUCAUACAGUCCAACAUCUCCCUCUUAUAGCCCUACCAGUCCUUCCUACUCACCAACUAGUCCAUCUUAUUCCCCCACUAGCCCAUCGUACUCUCCCACUAGCCCUUCUUUCUCUCCUACCAGUCCAAGUUAUUCUCCCAGUUCUCCAAAUUAUACCCCCUCCUCACCAUCUUAUUCUCCUACAAGUCCAAGUUUCAGUCCUACAAGUCCUUCCUACAGUCCUACUAGCCCGUCUUAUAGCCCUAGUUCACCUAGCUACUCACCAUCUAGCCCCAGUUAUAGCCCGAGUAGUCCAAGCUACUCUCCUAGUAGUCCUAAAUAUAGUCCUACUAGUCCCUCAUAUUCCCCUGCCUCUCCAUCUUAUUCUCCCAGCUCUCCACAGUAUACCCCAACCUCCCCCAAAUAUUCUCCAACAAGUCCAUCUUAUUCUCCCAGCAGUCCAAAAUAUUCUCCCACAUCGCCCAGUUAUACACCCACAUCUCCGCAAUACAGCCCAGCAUCACCCGAUUACAGUCCUGGCUCACCUCAAUACAGUCCAAGCUCUCCGCAGUAUUCACCAGCCUCUCCUACCUACUCUCCUUCAAGUCCGCAGUACUCGCCUGCGAGUCCUUCAUAUAGCCCAACUAGUCCUAGAUACACUCCAACCAGUCCUACUUAUACUCCAGGCUCAAAAUAUUCCCCAACCAGUCCAACCUAUACACCAACAACUCCUAAAUAUUCUCCUACUAGUCCAAGUUAUUCCCCUGUUGAUGAUGAUGACAGUGAUAAAGAAUAAAAUCACUAUAACGCUUGUAUAUAGAUGUACAUAAAACAUAUUACAAAAUUGCUGUAUUGUUGUACUUGUAUAAAGUGUUAUUUUUUCUGUAAUAAAACGGUUAUCAAUAUUAAGUCUAUUACAAUGUGACAUAUUGAGCUAUAUUUUUGACUUUCAGAAAUUUUGUCUUGUUCAUAUUUUCAAUAUAUCUUGUUACUGUAAAUUGUAAUGCUGUAAAUAAUUUGUAUAUUGUGUAAAACAUAUUUCAUAUCAGUGCAUGUAAGAUAUUUCAUGAAAAACUAUCCUAUUUUAAAUCAUUUCUAGUGGGAUUAUAAUAAUUAUGUAGCCAUACAGAUUGAACAUUAACAUAUUUGCAUAGACUUUCUGGAUUGAUGUUUCAAAAUUCCAAUGUAUGAUUAAUGAUUAUCUUGAAAUGAGCUACACUAUAGAAAAUAUUUCUUAUAAGGAUAUACAUAGUGUAAAUUAUUCAUUAAAAAAAAAAUGCAUCAAACUACAAUAUUUGAGAAAAAUGUAAUUGUAAACUACACUAGAAAUAAUUCAAAUAAGGUAUAUAAAUAUAUGUUGUAAAUAAUUAAAUAUCAGUUUGCCCGCAAAAUGUAAUAUUUGAGGGAAAAGCCCUGAAAGAUAGAGGUGGUGUUUGUCGGAAUUCUCUUAGACUUUAAUAUAUAUGAUCGCGCAGUACUUAUCAUGGAAGUGGGACAUGUAAAAAAGGCAUUAUUCAAGAGAUAAAUCUGCCUAUUUUAGGUCUAUAUGCCUUAAAUGUUACAUAAAUUAUUAUUUAAACAUUUAUUAACUCACCAAGACCAUAAUCAACUCCUGAUUUUCAACAGAUUUAAAUACGAUUAAUGUUAAUGAUUUAAUUUAAGUAUGGAAUUUGACAACACUACACUGUUUUUCUAACAGCGAUAACUUAGCUCACUCAGAAUGACGGAAUUUUGCUGAAACUGUCAAUAUUUUCCCUUUUCAUUAUCUUCUUUUUUAUCUGUUUAGCGGGAACUGUCGGCUCUUUAUCUAAAUCUUAAAUAAUGCCUCUUUAAUUUAUACUGAUUAAAUCACUAUUACUUUAGGAUUAGUGUUGAUUAAUAACAUCAAUGUAUAGUCAAUAAAUAACAUCAAUGUUUGUAUAAACAAUAAAUAAUUUAUGUAAUCUAAAAUAACCUUCCUGGUGAAAUGGGGAAUCUAAACACAAAAAUAUAAAACGGAUAAAGUUUAUAGUGUAUUUCAUUAUUGUACAUAAUUCAUUAUUUUUAUUAUUGAUAUAUACUAUGUUUGGAAAGAAAUCGUGUGAGUGCUUUCAAAUCAGUGCAUAUAAAACAAGAUAGUGAACUACUAUUAAUUUAUACUAUAAUCCUCAUACUGGUUCUGUUUUUCUAUGUAUGUAUGAAAUAUUUAAUGUAUAUCAUCAAAUAAAGUGUAAAUAACUUAA
Messenger RNA from Patella vulgata (common limpet), 7453 nucleotides. RefSeq names its product DNA-directed RNA polymerase II subunit RPB1. The transcript has 24 exons. NCBI's taxonomy places the organism in Eukaryota, Metazoa, Mollusca, Gastropoda, Patellidae. The coding region runs from base 211 to 6027 and encodes 1938 amino acids. Gene Ontology annotation, molecular function: DNA binding. The record is from RefSeq and is a predicted model, not a curated record. Gene Ontology annotation, cellular component: RNA polymerase II, core complex. Gene Ontology annotation, biological process: transcription by RNA polymerase II.